Molecule: messenger RNA, 799 nt
Organism: Heteronotia binoei (common prickly gecko)
Lineage: Eukaryota; Metazoa; Chordata; Lepidosauria; Squamata; Gekkonidae
Gene: POU2AF1
Product: POU class 2 homeobox associating factor 1
Exons: 5
Coding region: 26-799 (257 amino acids)
Biological process (GO): positive regulation of transcription by RNA polymerase II
Cellular component (GO): RNA polymerase II transcription regulator complex
Molecular function (GO): transcription coactivator activity; DNA binding; POU domain binding
Source: RefSeq, a predicted model, not a curated record
AGGGGAGCCCCUGUUGGCACAGAAUAUGCACUGGCAAAAAUCUUCCACACCUGAGCAACCGCCCCUGCCACGCCCCUAUCAAGGUGUCCGCGUCAAAGAGCCCGUGAAGGAGCUUCUGAAGCGAAAACGUGGAAGUGUUCAGAAUGCAAACGUGGCUGCAGGAACCACGGUGUUUUUCCCUCACCAGCCGCUGCCAUCCUAUUCGCCCACUGGUCAGGUCUGUGCAGAAUCCGACUUGGUUGCUCCUUCGUUGCCCGUUACUGACGAAACCUCGCUCUACUCCGGGUGGCUGGCACAACCGCCGCCAGCUUCUCUGCAGCCUUUGACCCAGUGGACCACCUACCCGGAUUACGUGCCGCACGAAGCGGUCAGCUGCCCUUAUACAGCGGAUAUGUACGUUCAGUCCAUGUGCCCCAGCUACACGCUUGUCGGGACGUCUUCGGUACUGACCUACGCAUCGCAGCCCCUGAUCACAAACUUUGCGGCGAGACCCUCCACUCCAGCUGUCGUGCCUCAUCUAGACGUGAUGGACCAGCAACCGCCCCUGAGCUAUUUCCCCUGGACUCAACCCAUCUCGACAUUGCCGGCCCCUUCUCUGCAGUACCCAGCAGCUUCGACGGCCCUCCCGGCCCCCCAAUUUGUUCCUCUCCCCAUUUCGGUUCCAGAACCGGUCUCCCAAGAGCUGGAGGAUGCGAGAAAGGAGAUGGGCACGUUGACCAUUGAGAAGCUUCUUUUGCAAGACGAGAACACCAGCAGUGCCUAUGAUUUAAACAGCGGCCUCCCGGUUGAAGGACUUUAA